GUCCCUAAAAGAAAGCUAGAUUACCCAGCCGGGCCCACAUUGGACACUGUCAUAUUGUCUUAUUCCUGAAGAAAAGGGAAGAAGAACAACUCCCAUUUGAAUAAGGAGUCCACAAUAGUAAUCAAAAAGUCCAUUACUUUUCUCGACUAUCAGCUCCUCCUCAUUGUCAGUUCAGUUGUGGUUUAGCACCAGCCUAAAUGGAUCUUAAUGAUCUGAACAAGGUCUGGGAAGUCAAAUCUUUGAAGAAAGUACGUGAUGAUGAGGCAAGGGAAAUUCUUGAAAAAGUAGCAAAGCAGGUGCAACCUAUAAUGCGCAAAAGGAAGUGGAAAGUUAAGGUGCUCUCUGAAUUUUGUCCUGCCAAUCCAUCUCUUUUGGGACUCAAUAUAGGGGGAGGUGCUGAGGUUAAGAUUAGAUUGCGCCGACCAAACAAUGAGUGGGACUUCUUCCCUUAUGCACAAGUUCUCGACACCAUGCUUCAUGAACUCUGCCACAAUGAAUAUGGCCCGCAUAAUGCUGAUUUUUAUAACCUAUUGGAUGAAAUCAGGAAGGAAUGCGAGGAGCUUAUGGCUAAAGGAAUUACAGGUACUGGACAAGGAUUUGAUCUUCCCGGAAAGCGAUUGGGUGGGUUUUCUCGUCAACCUCCGUUGUCAUCAUUGCGUCAGAAAGCACUGGCUGCUGCAGAAAACAGAGAACGAAUUGGAGUACUUUUGCCAUCAGGGCCUAAGCGUCUGGGAGGUGAUAGUGUCAUCAAGGCUGCACUCAGCCCAAUUCAGGCUGCCGCUAUGGCUGCAGAAAGGAGAUUACACGAUGAUCUAUGGUGUGGCUCCAAAAUGUUAGAGAGUGAGGGGCCUUCUGAAAGCUCUAAAGCUUCAGUGAUACCGAAGUCUCAUCCUACUUCAGUUGUAGGAACCGAUCCUAAGAAAAUGUGGGAAUGUUGUGCGUGCACUUUAUUGAAUCCGCCUCUAGCCCUUCUUUGUGGAGCUUGUGGAACCACAAAGGACAGAGGAAAUGAAGCAAAGGCAGCAAAGGUCUGGUCCUGUAAGUUUUGCACAUUGCAUAAUAGCCAUGAGGUUGAACGGUGCUUAGCUUGCGGAGAGUGGAGAUACUCUUAUGGUCCACCUGUUUCAACCACGGAUCCUCGUAUUAGCACCUAAAGCACAAGAAGCAAAGAAUUUUAAUGAAAUUACAGGCGGACUUUGGUACAGGUCAGACAUGAUUGGUUAAAUUAAUUGUAAAUGCGUAUUUGGUGUAAUUAAAGCGGUCAUAUUCGCACUCCUUAUUUGCCCAUUCUGCUUGAAACCAACUGUGAACUUAAUAAUAUGCUGAAUGAGAUGGUAAGUCAUUUAAGGCCC
Messenger RNA from Lycium ferocissimum, 1352 nucleotides. Its product is annotated as DNA-dependent metalloprotease WSS1-like. The coding region runs from base 198 to 1154 and encodes 318 amino acids. The transcript has 5 exons. The record is from RefSeq and is a predicted model, not a curated record. Lineage: Eukaryota; Viridiplantae; Streptophyta; Magnoliopsida; Solanales; Solanaceae.